UAUGAUGUCAUCACGAAGCGCCACUCCGCUGACGUAUUGUUUCAGGAAGUGAAUCUCAGCCGAUUCGGCUCUGUUGGAAAGCAUGAGCGAUGCUGCAGAUUUAUGAUUUGUAAAUCAAAAGUCGUAAAGGCUACCGGACAUGGAGAACUGGAGCCUUAUUUCACUGUGCGUGCUGCUCGGUUUAACGUCGAGAUGGACGGUGUCUUUUCACUCAUACUCAGGUGCAGGUAAACAGCCAAUGUUCGGGGACUAUGAAGCACAGAGACACUGGCAAGAAGUGACUUACAAUCUACCUGUUCAUGAAUGGUACUUAAAUACUACAAAUAAUGAUUUGAACUACUGGGGUCUUGAUUAUCCUCCUCUGACAGCAUAUCACAGCCUGGUUUGUGCAUAUGUAGCAAAGCUGCUCAAUCCUGAAUGGGUGGAGUUGCAUGUAUCUAGAGGCUAUGAAAGCCACUCACAUAAGUUGUUCAUGAGGGCCACAGGUAGGUAG
Molecule: messenger RNA, 493 nt
Organism: Sinocyclocheilus rhinocerous
Lineage: Eukaryota; Metazoa; Chordata; Actinopteri; Cypriniformes; Cyprinidae
Product: dolichyl pyrophosphate Man9GlcNAc2 alpha-1,3-glucosyltransferase-like
Exons: 4
Coding region: 140-493 (117 amino acids)
Biological process (GO): protein N-linked glycosylation; dolichol-linked oligosaccharide biosynthetic process
Cellular component (GO): endoplasmic reticulum membrane
Molecular function (GO): dolichyl pyrophosphate Man9GlcNAc2 alpha-1,3-glucosyltransferase activity
Source: RefSeq, a predicted model, not a curated record